AAGCGCGACGCGCGCGGUCGUUAUUUUAACUUGUCUUGAAACACAAAAAAAAAACAGUUAAAAGCAAAGCUACCAAACAUUAACGUGUGAACUGGUCUUAAACAAAAUUUGUGCAAGUGCUUGAAAGUGUUGAACAGAAAAAUUCAAAUUAAAUAAAAAUCAUGGCCAAUCUGUGGAGAGCGUUAACGCGUCGUAAAACGGACGAUGUACAUGAGAGCGAAUCGAAGCUAGCGCGCGUGCUUAAUCUGUUCGAUCUGACAGCGUUGGGGGUGGGCAGCACCUUGGGUCUGGGUGUCUAUGUGCUGGCCGGCCAGGUGGCCUACAAUAUAGCCGGCCCAGCUGUUACCAUAUCCUUUCUAAUUGCUGCCGUCGCUUCGGCCUUUGCUGGCAUUUGCUAUGCCGAGUUUGCAGCGCGUGUGCCGAAGGCAGGCAGCGCUUAUGUUUACAGUUAUGUGACCAUAGGCGAAUUUGUAGCGUUCACCAUAGGCUGGAAUUUGAUAUUGGAAUAUGUCAUAGGCACAGCAUCGGUGGCCAGAGGGCUGAGCGGUUAUUUCGACUCGCUGAUCGAUAACAAAAUGUCGCUAUAUUUGAAUGAAACGAUGCCGAUCAAAGUGAGUUUUCUGGGUUAUUAUCCGGAUUUCUUGUCGUUCGGCAUGGUUUUGCUGCUGGGCGCGCUGCUGGCCUUUGGCGCCAAGGAGUCCAGUUUUUUGAACAAUAUAUUCACCUGCGUCAAUUUGGUAACCAUAGGCAUUGUGCUGGUGGCUGGCGGCAUGAACGCUAAGGUGGAGAACUGGCGCAUACCAGCAGCAGAGGUGCCCGAAUGGGCUGGCAGCGGUGGCUUCAUGCCCUUUGGCAUUGCUGGCGUUAUGGCUGGCGCUGCCAAAUGCUUCUUUGGCUUUGUGGGCUUCGAUUGCAUUGCUACCACUGGAGAGGAGGCUAUAAAUCCCAAGCGCAACAUACCCUUGGCUAUUGUGAUGUCCUUGAUUGUUAUAUUCCUGGCUUACUUUGGCGUCUCGACGGUGCUGACCAUGAUGCUGCCCUACUAUCUACAAGAUCCGGACGCACCUUUCCCCAAGGCAUUCGAUUCUGUCGAGUGGUACACCAUCAAAUGGAUUGUAACCAUUGGCGCUGUGUUUGCGCUAUGCACUAGUUUGCUGGGCGCCAUGUUCCCGCUGCCGCGCAUACUCUACGCCAUGGGCAACGAUGGCAUUCUGUUCAAGCGACUGUCCAAAGUGCAUCCCUGGACGCAGACGCCGCUGCUGGCAACGCUUGUCUCUGCGCUCUUUGCAGCUGUUAUGGCCAUGCUAUUCAAUCUCGAUCAGCUGGUCGACAUGAUGUCCAUUGGCACUUUACUGGCUUAUACAAUUGUGGCCAUUUGUGUGCUCGUGCUGCGCUAUCAGGACGAUCAGAUGACCAAGCUCGUGUCAGUGCGUGCGCCAAACAUUUUCAGACAACUUUGCUGCAAUUCCUAUCGCGAGCCCAACACUCUAACCUCGGCCAUCACCAAAGUUGGCAUCGUUGUCUUUGCCAUUUUCUGCAUAUUCUGGUGCGUCUUUAUGCAAGUCUUCGAUCUGGAAUCAACAGCUGGCAUUGUCUCGCUCAGCAUUGUGGGCGUGCUGCUCAUUGGCAUUUGCAUUACCAUUGGACUGCAGCCAGUGUCGAGCAUUGAGCUGACCUUCAAAGUGCCGCUUGUGCCUUUUGUGCCCUGCCUGAGCGUCUUUGUCAAUCUGUAUCUGAUGUUCCAGCUGGAUCUGUUUACCUGGAUACGCUUCCUCAUCUGGAUUGCCAUUGGCUAUGCCAUUUACUUUUCCUACGGCAUGCGCAACUCCACGCAGAUUUCUCGCAAUCGCAAUCAUGCCGAAGCCGCUGCCAAUGCCAUGCAGCGCGCUGAGCAAACGGAGCAGCAUGAGAAUCGUGGCUUUGAGCCAGAUUGGAAAGUGGAGAAUGGCAAUGGCUACAAGAAGCAGCAACAGCAGCCACCUGUCUAUGAGUAUUCCGAAAAGCUUUAAGCUAAUGACAAGUAGCAUAAGUUUUGUCUGCACAGUUUUAGCUUUAGUCACAGCAUCACCAACAACAACAACAUUAUUUUCUUUCCUUUUACCUUUGUGUUUGUGAGAGAGAUGAAUAGAUUGCGCAUACAAAAUUCAACAAGCCGUUAUUUUGUUGCGCCUGAAAAUUACACAAAACUCUACUAAAAAAAAAAUAUAACAAACCAACUAUAACUAUAU
Molecule: messenger RNA, 2228 nt
Organism: Drosophila busckii
Lineage: Eukaryota; Metazoa; Arthropoda; Insecta; Diptera; Drosophilidae
Gene: slif
Product: cationic amino acid transporter 3
Exons: 3
Coding region: 162-2009 (615 amino acids)
Biological process (GO): transmembrane transport; amino acid transport
Cellular component (GO): plasma membrane
Molecular function (GO): amino acid transmembrane transporter activity
Source: RefSeq, a predicted model, not a curated record